Molecule: messenger RNA, 690 nt
Organism: Macroventuria anomochaeta
Lineage: Eukaryota; Fungi; Ascomycota; Dothideomycetes; Pleosporales; Didymellaceae
Exons: 3
Coding region: 1-690 (229 amino acids)
Source: RefSeq, a predicted model, not a curated record
AUGGCUAAGCUGAAGGCGUGUCAGAAGCGCCUUGCUCAAGACUCGAAGAUGAUCAAGGAUAACAAAAGGACUAUAUGGGAUCAAGCCGAAAUGAUCGAACGCCUAAAGACUUCUGGCAAGGUCGACGCGCAGCAUAUCGACUCGGAAAUCAGUCGCACCAACGGGCUACCGAAGGAGCAGGACCAAUCUGCGGGGCAAGAGCGACCCUUUCACCAAAGCUCCUUAGACAGCGACGUGGCUAAGGAGAUCAACGACCACUGGCCAAGGGUCCAGCUCUUUCCAAAGUCUGCCCUCGACUCCCAGGAUGAAGCGGACUGUCAGUCUGGUAGAGAGCGCUCGAAAAGCCCUGCUCUUCGCAGCUCCAGUACCGCUACGAAGCUUGUGGAAGCCUUUGACCAGCGACCAGAGUGGAACGGAUCUGUUUCUUGCCCACAGAGCAGUGAUUGCGACAUCGAAGAGCCGGAGAACAUCGAAGUACCCGCCACUCCGCAUACAGCGUUAAACACCUUUCCGGAUAAAUCGAGGGUGUUGAGUACGAGAUUGAAGAGGCAGUGGAAGAGACCGUGGAGGUUGCCGAGAGGAAGAUCACAGAGCCCAUGUAUAGCGAUCGUUGCUUGCGUGGAGCUGUAUGCAGACGUUAUCGUGACACUGUUUGCAAAUGUGAUGAAGGCUAAGGAGGCAGGGUUCUAG